GACAAUCUGAACUUGGAACUGUCAUAGCAGAAUCACAGCUGUAACAGCUGUAAUUAAGGCAGACUGUUUACCUAUAAAUACACUUAAAGUUAGUAUUCACUGGACAUUAAAGUCUGGAGAGGUACAUGAGUAGUGGGGGUGGAGGAAGACAGCUGUCUUAAAGUUUAACAGUUCACCAUUUUACCUUCCCCACUCGGGCUUCCUCUUUCCUCAAACAAAUAACUUUCUGUCUGACUGCACUGGAUCGGGGUCUGUCGUGGUCACCCAUCGGAAUUUUCUGCUUUACCUACAAAAUUGUCUUAAGUGUUCUAUAGAUUUUUGCAGACUUUUAACAGCGCUAUAAGCUCUACUUGAACUUAUAAACGGAACUUCCGGAUUUUAUAUUGUAAUUUAUGUUUGAUUUCAACUUCCUUAUGUUGGCAAAAUUGAGGAAGCGACAAAAUACGCUAUACUUCAAACAGGAAUUUAAUCAAAUUCAGAAGUCUCUGCCGUGCGCAAUUAUUUUCACCACGAUUAAUUCUGCUUGCCUGAAUUUUCAAAGUUGUCUUGAAUGAAGGCUGAUACUAGAAAUGCAGCAGAACAUGGUAUGGUGAAGCCACCCUUUGGCAAAACUGGAGUGCCUGGACUACCACUCACCACAGCAACAAUACUCUCAUAAAGUGGAGUGUGUAUUGCUGAGUACCUUUAACUGAAGUCAACAAUGGCACAAAUAAAUAUGGAUUUCUUAACCAUGGCUGAACAUGAAAAGAGUAAGAGCAAGCGAAUGCUGGAGCUUGGGAUGGUUAUGUCGGUGUACAGUCUGAAGAAGUCGCAGGUAGAGAGGCGAACGAUUCAGGUCAUCAUGGAAACCCGACAGGUGGCUUGGAGCAAGACAGCUGACAAGAUAGAAGGAGUCUUGGAUUUGAAAGAAAUUAAAGAAUUACGUCCUGGGAAAAAUGCCAAGGAUUUUGAUCGAUUUCCAAAAGAAAAAGGAAAAGCAAAGGAAGAGUGUUGUUUCACUAUUUUCUACGGCUCCCAGUUCGUACUGAAUACAUUAAGUUUAGAAGCGGAUAACAAGGCGCAUGCUGAACAGUGGCUGCGUGGUCUGUCUGUAUUGCAAUAUGAAACCAUGAACGCCUCCACACCAGCUGUUAUAGAGAGCUGGUUAAGGAAACAGCUUUAUUCUGUAGACCAGACAAGAAGGAGCAGCAUUUCUCUUAGAGAACUGAAGAAUCUUCUUCCUCAGGUGAAUUUCAAAGUACCUGGCAACAAGCAAUUGAAGGACAAGUUUUCAGAAAUAGGAGCUUCAAAGGAUGAACUUUCUUUUGAGCACUUUCAUAUGUUCUACAAGAAACUGAUGUUUGACCAACAGAAGCAAAUUCUUGAGGAUAUUAAAACUAAUGCUUCUCCCUCUGUAGUACCAUUUGGAAACAUUGAUCGACCUGACGCUUCUGUUAUUAACUUGCAUGACUUUCAAAGAUUCCUUUUAAACCAACAGAAGGAGUCAUGGGCCAGUGACCUUCACUUAGUUCGGGAGCGAAUGACAACAUUUGUUGAAGAAGUACAAAGAGAAGUAUCUGAGUCAUUUUUCUACAUAGAUGAGUUCCUUACAUACCUUUAUUCACUAGAAAACAGCAUUUGGGAUGAAAAAUGUAACAAACUAUUAACUCAGGAUAUGAAUAACCCUUUAUCCCAUUACUGGAUUUCUUCAUCCCAUAACACAUACCUCACAGGAGAUCAGAUUCGAAGUGAAUCUUCACCUGAAGCCUACAUAAGAUGUCUUAGAAUGGGAUGCCGGUGUGUUGAGUUGGAUUGUUGGGAUGGUCCUGAAGGAAAACCUAUUAUCUAUCAUGGAUGGACUCGCACUACAAAAAUAAAGUUUGAUGAUGUAAUACAAGCAAUCAAGGAGCAUGCAUUUGCAACCUCAGAAUAUCCAGUAAUCUUAUCGAUUGAGCAGCAUUGUAGUGUGGAACAGCAGCGCUACAUGGCUAUAAGAUUUACAGAAGUGUUUGGAAACCUUUUGCUGAGCAAGCCCAUUGAAGCUAAUGCUGACCAGCUACCAUCACCAACGCAACUUAAGAACAAAAUCAUUCUGAAGCACAAAAAGCUGGACUCAAAGAGUGAUGGAGACAGCACUACAGAGAAGAAGAGUGACAGUCUGCAGCAGGGGGAACUUUUUAUGUGGGAUCCAAUCGAUAAGAAAUGGAAUCGCCACUACUGUGCUGUAGCUGAUGACAAAUUAUGUUAUGGUGAAGAAAUUGAACAGUAUGGGGACGAUGACUCUCAGAGGGAUACAAAAACCAGUGACUUGCAUUUUAGUGAAAAGUGGUUUCAUGGGAAGAUGCCUGAAGGAAGACAGAUGGCUGAAAGACUGCUCCAGGAGUACUGUGCUGAAUAUGGUGGAAAGGAUGGCACCUUCCUCGUCCGAGAGAGUGACACCUUCUUCAGGGAUUACACAUUAUCAUUCUGGAGAUCGGGCAGAGUACAGCACUGUCGUAUCCGUUCUAUCACUGAAGGGGAUUUCAUAAAAUACUAUUUAACUGAUAACCUCACUUUUGAAAGUGUGUAUGAAUUGAUUUAUCACUACAGAGAUAUCCCACUGCGGUGUCCUGAAUUCGAACUGAGAUUAACUGAUGCUGUACCAAAUCCAAACCCACAUGAAUCAAAAGAGUGGUACUAUGGUAACCUGAGCAGAGGAGAAGCCGAAGAGAUGCUGAUGCGAAUUCCUCGGGAUGGGGCUUUCUUAAUACGAAAAAGAGAAGAGCCAAACUCAUUUGCUAUAACUUUCAGAGCUGAAGGAAAAGUGAAGCACUGUAGAAUUCAGCAGGAAGGAAAUCUUUAUGUGCUUGGAACAUCAGCUUACUUUGAGAGUCUGGUGGAACUUGUCAACUACUAUCAGAAGCAUCAGCUUUACAGGAAAAUGAAACUGCGGUAUCCAGUCACUGAAGAGUUCAUGGCACGCUUCAGCACAGAAAGAGACAUAGAGUCAUUCUAUGGUAAGAACACAUAUGUGGACCCGAAUGAAAUUGCACCAUCAAUGCCCCAAGGAAUAGUAAAAGCAUUAUAUGACUAUAAAGCAACAAGACCAGAUGAACUGACAUUCACUAGAGGAGCCCUUAUUUACAAUGUUAAAAAGGAUGGUGAACACUGGUGGAAAGGUGACUAUGGAGACAAAAUACAGCUUUAUUUUCCAUGUAACUAUGUUGAAGUUGUGACUGCAGAGGAAUCAGAGAAUACAGAAGACCAGAUAUUUGAAGAUAAUCCACUAGGCCCACUGUGCAGGGGAGUGUUACACUUCACUAAGUGCAGAGUUGUGAAAAAUCAGCAUGGAACCAAUGGAAAGAAGUUUGUGUUUACCAUAGAAUGGGAUGACGAUUCACAACCUUCAGUAGAUUUCGCUGCAGAUAACAUAGAAGACUGGUGGAAAUGGUGCCAAGUUUUGUUUGACCUGUUAAACAAAAAGAAAGCACAGGAUGGAUUGUUGGGAGUCUUGGAGAAGAAACAAGAGGUAGCUGUUGAAAUGUCCAACUUGGUUGUGUACUGUAAACCGCGGAGUGGAAGAAAAGAAAAUUUAGAGGAUGUAGACUACAGGGAGGUCCGAUCCUUCGCAGAAACAAAAGCAGAGUGCCUUUCAAGGAAUAGAGGAAAAGCACUUGUUCAUUAUAACAGAAGGGGACUGUUGAGGGUUUAUCCAAGAGGUCAAAGAGUUGACUCUUCAAACUAUGAUCCUGUUCGGCUUUGGUUGUGUGGCUGUCAAAUGGUAGCCCUAAACUUUCAGACUCCAGACAAAUGCAUGCAGCUGAAUAAUUCACUGUUCACUAUGAAUGGGCAAAGUGGGUAUGUUUUACAGCCAGAUCACAUGAGACAUGACAGCUAUGAACCAAAUGGAAGUGAUGCAAGAAACAAGCCAUAUUAUGUAUCAAUCCGGAUCCUCGGUGCUCGCCAUCUUCCUAAGCUGACCAGAAGUAUUGCUUGUCCAUUUGUAGAGGUAGAGGUUUGUGGGUCCGACUGUGACUUGUCAAAGUUCAAGACUACUGUGAUAAGUGACAAUGGUCUUAACCCAGUGUGGCCUUUACCAGCAGAGCAAAUGAUGUUUCACAUUCGAGAUUCUACAUUAGCUUUUUUGCGUUUUACAGUGUAUGAAGAGGACAUGUUUAGUGAUCCCAACUUCUUGGCUCAGGCCACAUUCCCUAUUAAAGGAAUAAAACCAGGUUACAGGUCUGUUCCAUUGAAAAAUGGUUAUAAUGAAGACCUGGAGCUGGCUUCUCUUCUUGUAUUCUGUGAAAUACAGCAAGUUCGACAAAGUUCAGAAGAUCUCUACCAGUCUUAUGGGCAAACACAGAGAUAUUCAGACGAAAACAGAGAAGUGUUCCUGUAUGAUAGUCAUAGCAACAUUCGACAUCAGAGUCCUUCACAGCAAGACUACGGUGCAAAUGGAUAUCGCCCGUAUCAUGAGUACGGCAUCAAUAGACUUAAAGACAAAUCCAGCAGUAGCAGCAGAUUCUACACAUAAAGGAAUUUGUCAUCUUUAAGAACAUCCAGAGGAUCCAUUCAACAUGAAUUGGCAUUGCUUACCAGUGCAAGACCAGAGCAUCGCAGAUUUCCCUAUAUAAUGUGUGAUAAAACCACAUACAGCUGAAGGCAGACCUCCAUGAUUUUAGAAGUGAAACUGGCUGAUUUUGAUAUUCUUCAUAUAUAUCUGUGAAUCUCUAGAAUAACUUUGAAGUUCCUCGUAAAGCUAUAUCAAAAAGAUUUUCAGACAUUGUUAGCAGGUACAUGUAGUGCAAGCCUUGGAAUACAUCUAAUCUGAUUACCAGUACAAUAAAAGUAAGUAAAUAUUUUGUUGCACUUUUUGAGUAAUUUUACUCAUCUGCAUUUCAAGUCUCAUUUCAACCCAUGUGUGGCACAGAAUUAAAACCAAGAUACCCCUGUUCUGCUUAGCAGUCACUGGUAUAGCAAAGGAAGGAUUUGCCUAGGAAUUAAUUCUACUGAAGUUACUGAAGUGCCAUAAUGACUAUUGCAAAUUGGUCAUAGUUCACAUUCAAGGAGAUGUAGCUAUGCACAGAAGAACGUCCAGGUCUUGUAUUGCAUGGCAUCUUAUAAACCACCACAGAGGAUAUAAACAAGCUGACCUUUUACAUACUUGCAGGAAGACAAAAUAAGGUCAGCAGUAUUUUGCAGAACCAUACAAUGCCUUCACCCUUGAGCACAAUACAAGUUCUGAUAAAAUAAAUGGAUCCUUCUGUGCUGCUUCUGUUUAAGGAAUAAGGACUCUAGUUUACUGGUGAAUCGAUGGCUGACAACCCAGACCACCAAUAAAAGAAUUUGCCUCUACCUAAACUGUGGACAGCUGUAAAAGGUUUUGACCUGGGCACUUUUAUGGUAUUUAUUUUGGUGAGCGUAUUACUAUAAGAUGAAUGUGAUUUAUGCACCAUCACUCUAUUGACAAUUGUAUACAUUUGAGUACAAUCACCUCACUGGCUGAAGACAGUUUUCGAAGCUGCUUCAAAUAUUUCAUUUCAUUCAUUAUUGAGUGUUUCAGAAAAUAUGACCUUCCAUAACAGCAAGGAUGCUCGAACAUUUCAUCACUUCAUUAUGCAACGGUUGUUUAUGAAUUACAGAAAGCUUGUUAUGAGUUAUAAACUUAUCAGUAUCUUUAUAGCCUCCAAAUAUCAUAAAAAAACAUCAAGGAGGCGAGAAAUACAAGAUUUAUUUAAGCCAUUUUCAAAUCACAGUUGUGUGAGAAAUUUUAAUUUCACUUCUUGACCUUGAAACAUUCAACCGUUGCCUUUCAAAAUCUAAAUAGACAUUCACUUUUCAUUCUGGACAAUGACUGCAUCUAUAUUGUUAUUUACUUUGCUAGUAUGAUUAAAAGCUUAUUUCAUUUGUUGUCACAUUCUGCUUAACCGGAUAGUUUUUAUUCAUCAUGUUAUAAAUUAUCCCCAUUUAUAAAGAUUAUUACCAAAUACUGACUGCACCUGGUACAAAGUUCUUAAGGAAGGCACUAAGACAAUAACUUGAUUACUGCCAAAUAUUUGUUUUGAUGUUGCCAUGGCUAUGGUUCUGCUUAUAUCUAUACAUUUUUGGACACUUUCUAAACCUAACUAAUCUCAUGGAUCUUGAGCCAUCAGCCUGUUUGACAUGGCAUAAUGGUUAUAAUCAGGUGUAGUAAGAGUUCAGAGAAUGGACUGGCAAAAGGCACCAAUACAGGGUUAGGGGUAACCUGUCCCAUCCUGUAUAUUUGCCUUGCAUUCCUGAAACUACUUACAUGACUAUACAAUGACAUUUCAAAUAUUUUUGUCCAAAAGAAUUCAACCCACAUAGUUUAUAAAGGUUUCAUACAUGUGUUAUCUAAAUAAAUGAAGGAGUCAUCCAAUAGAGACAGCUCUAAGACUGAUGACAUGUAGAUGUUUUUACCCUGCAAUUAAGCAAAUGCAAGAUUUAUGCAUUUUGACUGGGAAAUGAAAUGCUUUAGAAGGACAGUAUUCCAUUCUGUGUAGUUUACUCCACUGUGUAAUAAAAGAAAAUAAAGGCCACUCUGUAGUGAGGAUUUUAAGUCUAAUGGUUUAUGCUUUUGGGAUGAUUUAUGUUUUUUUCAGCUAAAACCUUCCACUGUCAGGACCACUGAAGGUUGGAAGGUAUAACAGUGAGGUGAGCAUUAUUUUUUAUGUUCCAGUAACACUGUUACACACACUUUUCUACUGUCUUUAAUAGCUGCACAGUUUGCAAGUCUGUGGUUACAGCAGAGUGGUUAUUAUUUUUAGCUCAAUACUUUACUGCCAGGAAUACAGAAAUCUCAUUUAAAAUAAUUUAUUUUCAUGCAGUACAACCUAGUAACUUUUAAGAGUGAAAAUAAAAUAUUAAUUUCAAA
Protopterus annectens (West African lungfish) is the source of this 6850-nucleotide messenger RNA. It is a transcript of the gene PLCG2, whose product is annotated as phospholipase C gamma 2. The transcript is spliced from 34 exons. The coding region runs from base 701 to 4492 and encodes 1263 amino acids. Gene Ontology annotation, biological process: positive regulation of epithelial cell migration; phosphatidylinositol-mediated signaling; phospholipid catabolic process. Gene Ontology annotation, molecular function: protein binding; phosphatidylinositol-4,5-bisphosphate phospholipase C activity. The record is from RefSeq and is a predicted model, not a curated record. NCBI's taxonomy places the organism in Eukaryota, Metazoa, Chordata, Ceratodontiformes, Protopteridae.